Erpetoichthys calabaricus (reedfish) is the source of this 1481-nucleotide messenger RNA. RefSeq names its product deoxycytidylate deaminase-like. Gene Ontology annotation, cellular component: cytoplasm. Gene Ontology annotation, molecular function: dCMP deaminase activity; zinc ion binding. The coding region runs from base 323 to 937 and encodes 204 amino acids. The record is from RefSeq and is a predicted model, not a curated record. Gene Ontology annotation, biological process: dUMP biosynthetic process; dTMP biosynthetic process. NCBI's taxonomy places the organism in Eukaryota, Metazoa, Chordata, Cladistia, Polypteriformes, Polypteridae. The transcript has 7 exons.
GGGCCACCUGACCCUGCAGGUGGGGAAUGGCUCCUUGCAUUAGUAGGAGUAAGAAGAGUAGCUGCUACGGCAUUGAGUUUAUCUCCUGCUCUUUGGAUUUUGAUUUUUCAUUGGAUUCCCUGGCGUGGUUUCGCUUCAUCUGUGUGAUGUUCUCCCUUCUCACCUGCCUUCUCACAAGCCUUCAAGAAACUGACGAAAUUACUUAGGGAAGAAACUAGUGAGGUGUGUGAGUGUACGUUAUAUCCUGCUGUUCGCUGUAAAGAAAGUGGCCCAAGACCUGCACCUGUGGACAUCUUCGAGUUGUGGAAAAAACGAAGAUAAAAUGAACACAGACAACAGUUCCAAAUCCUCCUCUGGGUAUAAAAGGAUUAAAACAAAUCCUGCUUGUGAAGGGCAAAAAAGAAUUCUAAGGAAUGAAGAAUAUUUUAUGGCAGUUGCUGUUUUGUCAAAGCUAAGGAGCGGAGAUCCUAAUACCCAGGUGGGUGCCUGCAUUGUUAAUCCUGACAAUAAUAUUGUUGGGGUUGGCUAUAAUGAAAUGCCACGUGACUGUGAAGGUCAGUUCCCAUGGGACAAUGAGCUGAAGAAACAGAAAGACAAACAGGAUGACAAUAAGGAAAAGCCAUGUCUCUGUGAAUGUCACAGACAACACCUGAACACCAAGUAUUUUUAUGUGUGCCAUGCAGAGCUGAAUGCAAUUAUAAGCAGUAAUGCAGCGAAUUUGAAAGGAUGCACAAUCUAUGUCACCCUGUUUCCUUGUAACGAGUGUGCAAAACUCAUCAUCCAAUCAGGUAUAAAAAAUGUGGUUUAUUUGGAUAAUAAAUACCGUGCUAAAGUACAAACAAAAGCAUCCAGAAUAAUGUUGGAUAAGGCAAACAUUGAAUACACGAAGUUUCAAGCGUGUGAGAACAUUGUCAUUGAUUUCAACUCAAACAAAUAAUGAAAACAGCAAGAGCCCCAGUGAAUUGUUUCAUUUUAUCUGACAGAGCUUUAAAUGUAUUUUAUGGUUUCACAUUACUGCAGGGGUGUGUGCUAUAAUUCAUUAUGAUAUCUUUUAAUUUGCAGUUUGCUUUGUUAUGUAAAACCAUGGUGUAAAAAUACAAAGUAUAAUAUUCUACUGAUUUUCUUUAAAAAGUUCACUGCACUAUUUUCUGUAGAGUGAUAUGUUAACUUUGUAGUGCAAUUAAAAUUGUUUGACUAUGAAAAAUGUAAUUAAAUGCACUUUUGAAAUUGUUGACUAGUUAAGAAGUUUGCUAUGUAAAGGAAACGGAUUUAUAAUAUAAUAAAAUUAAAUUUAGAGUUAUUUAAUGAGCAUUCUUCUAACUGAAUGUUUUUCACACAAAAACAAUAGAUUUAGGUUUUAUCUUGACCUGCACUGUCUACUAGUUAGGAAAAAGGUUCAUUAUAUUAAAUCUCUUAUAGUAGAUUUGGGGUUACUAUUAUACAGUAUGUGAACACCACCAACAGUGUAUCAAUAAAAAUAA